This is a messenger RNA of Scheffersomyces coipomensis, 3045 nucleotides long. RefSeq lists its product as uncharacterized. The coding region runs from base 491 to 2947 and encodes 818 amino acids. Lineage: Eukaryota; Fungi; Ascomycota; Pichiomycetes; Serinales; Debaryomycetaceae. The transcript has a single exon. The record is from RefSeq and is a predicted model, not a curated record.
CGGAAAUAAUGCCUUAAGUCCAGCAGUAUUCAUCUACUAACUGAAAUGAACCUAGUAUUAUCUAACGAAUAUCAUUUAGAAACAUCAAAUAUCUUAUCAGAACAUAAGGUAAGGUAAUCAGUUAGCAUCAAACACGAGGUUUCCCCUCGAAUUCUAACUGUGAUUUGAUAACUAAACCAUAGUCAGUGCUCUAUAGCUCAGAGAGGGCUGAAUCAGCCAAAUGAACUUUAAAUUUUUCCUCCUCCCAUCUCUCACUCACUCUCACUCACUAAAUUUUUUCCCUCUGCAUUGUUUUGAGAUAGGCCCAUAGCCUGGUGAUAUAUAAAUACAGUAAAAGUAACUAAUCUAUAAUUUUGGAUGAAAUUUGAUAAGAGUCAGAUAAUAAUAUUACUAUUUCUGAUUAUUAUACUUCAUUUCUUAUUCUUGUCAAUAGUUUUAUCUUGUUAGGAUUCACAUUAUAAAUGUUAUACUAGAGAAAACCCCCCUAAGUAUGUCUGACUCCACCCCCUCCAAAUUCCCAUUUUUUUUAAGUGCAAAAGCGCAAAAUAUGCUCAAAUCAUUAUAUAUCCCAAAGUGGACCAUAUUAAUUUCAAACUUCGCUAUAGUUAUAUAUGAUAUCAUAUUCAAUGUGUUGGACUUGACAUUGUGUCUUUAUUACACCCAUACCAAAGCAUCUCAAACUGUACCAUAUUCAUUAGGAUCAUUGAUAAUAGGUGUUGUUAUAUUAAUACACUUUUUAGCUGAAAGACUUAGUGUUGGAGAUACAGUCCUUUCUAGAUCCAAACAAUGGAAAAAGUAUAUGGAAUUAACUAAAUAUUCGAAGUUUGGGUCAUGGAUUUUCUUUUUCUUAAUCACAGUUUUAAAAGUUCAAGCUUUGUCUUCAGGCAAAGUUCAAGAAACAUUAUCUGAUGAUAGCAGUACAUUCCCAUUCUCAGCAAAUUUAGCAUAUAUUAUCCUUAACUGUAUUUCAGUAGCAUUCGAUUCUAUCUUAUUAUCAGUCUGGUGGGAAAAAAGCUUGAAAUCAAUUUAUAUACUUUUUAGAGGUUGUCAAAUGAUUCAAAUUUUAUUCUCUAUAGCCAUUAUUCAAGCAAAUAUUAAUGUCAUAAACACAGAUAAUAUAAUAGUUAUGAAAAGAGUCCAUAAUUUAUUUAUUUGUACUGCUACUUUCUUUAUAACUCAAUCCGGAAAUGGCUUAGGUAUAAGUUUCAUCGUUAACAAAGGGAAUCGAUUAAAUGAUAUCACUGGAAAAUUUUUAGCAUUUUUUAAUUUAUUUGCCAGUUGUUUAUUAUUAGUGGUGAUUGCAUGUUUUAUCAUGAGUAUUUAUUAUUUCAAUACUUCGGAAAAUAAUGAAGGAGAUAUUUCCAUCAGUGUUCCUAUUUUAUUUGGAUGUAAUAUAUUCUUUGAUUUCGUUUCAAUUUAUUGUACUCGACAUAUCAGGGCUAAGAAACCAUUAAUUGAUUUAUUAGUCGAAGAAUAUGAUUUACUGGCAUUAACCAAUCAACAAAAGGCAGGAUGGUCAAAAUUAAUUAAUCUUAAUAGUAGAUAUAAUGGAGGUAUAAGUGGUGAUAGAAUGAUUUCAUUAAUGGAAAAUUAUGCUGAAAAUAAGACUUUAUCAGGAGUUAAAUUUAAAGUUUUGAGAGUGUACAAGAAGGCACCAUCUCCAUUGAAGAAUCAAAAACAGAAUAAUAAUAAUAAGGAUAAAGAUUUAGAGAAAAUGGACCCAAAAGAGAAUAAAAUAACAAAACUAACAUCUAGUGUAAGCUCUUCAGAUCAAAGCAGUGACAAUGAUGAUUCAACUGCUUGGGAUCCAUUUGAUAAAGAAUCAUUAGUAUUUUCAAGUGAAAAUUCUAGAAACAUGACAUCCGAUCAAACCCUUGAUGAAUUCAAACCAUUAUCUAAAAAUCAAUUAAAAAAAUUAGCUAAAAAGAAAUCCAAACAACAAUCAAUGGAAGAAUUAGAAACAAUUCAAAGAAAUCUGGAAAAAUUCUAUGAUGAAUUAAGAUGUACAGAAGCAUUAGUAUUAUUAACGAUUAUUGAUUCAUUUGAUUUAACUGAACGUAUACCCGGAAAAUUUGGUAAGAAAUUAUCCCAAUGGUUUGGUAAAGAUUCAAAGCUUCCAUUAUUAUGCAUUAAAUUUGGAUUAGUAGGAUUUCAUUGGCCAUUUAAGAGAUCAACGGUAUACUGCAGUUCAACCAAAAAACCAGUAGCACGUAGUGCCGCUAUCAUGUAUGCCAUGGCGAAAUGGAAUAAAUCAAAUGAAAAAUGUACCGUUUUAUUAGAUCCAACUUAUAAGGAUGAUUUUGCUGAACCUGGAAUUAGAUUAGGCGGAUGGUAUAAAGUGAUAUUACCUAAUUCCCAUGUGAUUGAUUUAAGACCAUUUAUGAAUAAAACCAUUGAUCAAUAUUAUAAGGCUGUUAAGUAUAGAAAUCAUGAUAAUGUCUUUUUACAAGAAAAUGGUCAAGUUAUUGAAACCUUUGAUUUUAAUGAAGAAAAUUGUUCUAAUAUUAUCAAAUUAACCGAAUUAAUCUCUGAUUCAAGACAAAAUUCUGGCCGUUCAGAUACUUUAUUAAAACCUACUACUGAAUUCAUAUCUCAUUUUGGUAAUUUUGCUAAUGAAAAUAACUUCCGUUCAUUAGUAUUCUUAAAAGUGAAUGAUGAAUUGGUAGCAUCAUGUGUGAUAUUUAGAUUAGGUGAUACUAUAACAUCAGAUAUUCAAGGGUUAAACCAUGAAAUAAGUAAGAAAUAUAGAGCUUACUUUGUAAUGAUGCAAGAAGUCAUUAAAAUAGCUCUCAGGGAGAAAGUAUCAUUCGUUGAUUUUGGACCCACCACAGAAAAUGCUAAAGUUGAUAUUGGUUGUAAAGUCGUACCUUUAGUUGGAUCUUUAUCAGCCAGAAACCCAUUAUUAUCACCUCUCUUACAAUUUGCUGCUUCCAAAGUAAAUGUAUAGCUUAGUUUAGUUUAUAGUAGUAUGUUGCAAAUAGAACGUCAUGGAAUAAUCAAAAUAAUUCACCAUUUUACACGACUGGUUUACAGUCUGGGGCAAAC